Capronia epimyces CBS 606.96 is the source of this 1554-nucleotide messenger RNA. RefSeq lists its product as uncharacterized. Lineage: Eukaryota; Fungi; Ascomycota; Eurotiomycetes; Chaetothyriales; Herpotrichiellaceae. Gene Ontology annotation, molecular function: heme binding; monooxygenase activity; iron ion binding. The record is from RefSeq and is a predicted model, not a curated record. Bases 1 to 1554 code for a protein of 517 amino acids. The transcript has 4 exons.
AUGAUCCAGCACUUUCUAUCCUGGCAGUAUCUGGUUGUAUUCCUGUAUCUGGCAUAUGUUGCCUCUGUGUAUGUCAGGAGAUACAGCAAGCGACAAGCCAUCCUCCAACUUGGCGGCGAGAGUCCUAGGGUCACGACCAGUUUUAUCUUUGGGCUUGACUUUCCAGUGCACUCGACACUCGCCAUCUUGAGAAAUCAGAGCCUGGAAUUCUGGGAAUGGAUCUACGAACAUACCGGAACCGCACACAAUGGAACGGGCUCAUAUACUUCCGAGUUGCAUAUGUUGGCCAAUUCUCGCGCCAUCUUCACGGCGGAUCCGGAGAACAUCAAGGCGAUCCUGACCACCCAAUUCCAGGAUUUUGGCAAAGGCGAAGAAUUCCAUGAGCAGUGGAAAGCUUUCCUUGGAGACAGCAUCUUCACCACCGAUGGGCCACUGUGGCACAAUUCGCGUCAGCUCAUCAGGCCUAUGUUUGUCCGGGAACGGGUUUCCGAUUUGCCUUUGAUCGAAACACACGUCCGCAGGCUGAUUUCUCUGAUGGGCCCGGGCGAUGGGCAGCCGGUCAUGUUGAACAAGCUCCUCUUUCGUUUCAGCCUCGAUGCAUCGACUCAUUUUCUGUUUGGACACAGUGUCGGCAGCUUGGACAAAGAGCAGUCGGAGUUUGCAACCGCCUUUGACGAGGUACAGAGGGUUCAGUCGUUAAGGGGCCGCUUGGGACCAUUCAGACACUUCCACUCCAACCGGUCCUUCGAUGCAGGACUGAGAACCAUGGAACAAUUUAUCGAGCCAUACAUCACCGAGGCCUUGUCAAUGUCUCCUGAAGAGCUGGAAUCUAGGCUGUCUCGGUCUGACACCUUUAUUCACGCCCUCGCCCGCCACACCCGAGAUCGCAAAGUCGUCCGGGAUCAACUGGUGGCACUGCUUCUGGCUGGCAGAGAUACGACCGCUGGGACGUUGUCCUGGCUCUUCCUCGAGCUGGCCAAAAACCCGCGAGUGGUCGAGAGGCUCCGUGCAGAGAUAUUCGAAUUCUUAGGGCAGGAUGACCGGCCACCAACCUACCAAGAGAUCAAGGAGAUGAAGUAUCUGACUUACACCAUCAACGAGACACUGCGGCUGUAUCCUGUAGUGCCUUUCAACGUCCGGGCUGCACUGGUGGAUACCACUCUCCCACACGGCGCAGGCCCAGAUGGCAUGAGUCCGGUGGGGUGCACCAAAGGCACAGGCAUUGCAUAUAGCACACUCACAAUGCAGCGUCGGAGGGAUCUCUAUCCGCCCAUCUCCGAGUCCUUCCCGUACGACCCUCACGACUGGGUGCCAGAUCGGUGGGCAACGUGGACACCCAAGGCCUGGAACUUCAUCCCCUUCAAUGGGGGUCCGAGAAUUUGCAUUGGACAGCAGUUCGCCAUGGUGGAGAUGGCAUACACGGUGGUACGGAUUCUGCAAGAGUUUGACCAGAUCAUCGACUAUGGAAGCCGGCGCAUUCUGCAUGCGGACAUCAUUCUCACCCCUGCUGAAGGAGUCAAGGUUGGACUCGUCAAGCGCGAUCACAAGGCUUAG